AUGAGGUCGCUCAUCUCCCUCGCCGCGCUGGCGGCCCUCCCCACAGCCCUCUCCCAAGCAAACAGCAGCUACGAAGACUACACCGUCGAAGCAAACCCCGACCUCUUCCCGCAAUGCCUGCAGCUCCUCAACAUGUCCUUCCCCGACUGCGCCAGCGGUCCUCUAAGCUCGACCCCCGUCUGCGACCGCAGCCUGUCCCCGCGCGACCGCGCCACAGCCCUCGUCUCCCUCUUCACCUUCGAAGAACUCGUCAACAACACCGGCAACACAGGCCUGGGCGUGCCGAGACUCGGACUCCCAAACUACCAAGUGUGGGGCGAAGCCCUGCACGGCGUCGGACGCGCAACGUUCCCAGACGAAGGCGACUUCAGCUGGGCGACGUCGUUCCCCAUGCCGAUUACCACGAUGGCGGCGCUGAACCGGACGCUGAUCCAGCAGAUCGGGGGUAUCGUGUCGACGCAGCUCCGCGCGUUCAGUAAUGCGGGACUAGGCGGGUUGGACGUGUACUCGCCCAACAUCAACACCUUCCGCCAUCCCGUUUGGGGUCGCGGCCAGGAGACGCCGGGUGAGGAUAUCCACCUUGCGUCGGUGUAUGGGUACGAGUAUAUCACUGCGCUGCAGGGUGGUGUUGACCCCGAGACAAUCAAGAUCAUUGCCAAUGCGAAGCACUACGCCGGGUACGAUAUCGAGAACUGGAAUAACCAUUCUCGACUCGGGAACGAUAUGCAGAUUACCCAGCAGGAACUGUCGGAAUACUAUACUCCCCCUUUCAUCGUUGCGGCGCGCGAUGCCAAGGUCCGCAGUGUGAUGUGCUCGUAUAAUGCCGUGAACGGGGUGCCUAGCUGUGCGAACUCGUUCUUCCUUCAGACACUGCUCCGCGAGACGUUCGAGUUCCAUGAAGACGGAUAUGUCUCUGGUGACUGUGGCGCUGUGUACAACGUGUGGAAUCCGCAUGGCUAUGCAAACAAUGAAUCCGCUGCAUCGGCCGACUCGAUACUAGCCGGUACGGACAUCGACUGCGGAACGAGUUACCAAUGGUACUUUGAAGAUGCAUUCGAGGACAGCCUCGUCUCGCGAUCCGAUAUCGAGCGCGGCGUCAUCCGUCUCUACAGCAGCCUCAUCCAAACAGGAUACUUUGACGGAGAGGACGCUCCGUACCGCAACAUCACCUGGGAUGAUGUACUCGCCACAGACGCCUGGAAUAUCGCCUAUGAGGCCGCAGUCGAGGGAAUCGUCCUUCUGAAGAACGAAGGCGACACACUCCCGCUCUCCAACGACAUCAGGAGCAUCGCCCUCAUCGGCCCCUGGGCAAACGUAACCGACGAACUGCAGGGCAACUACUUCGGCCCCGCGCGAUACCUCAUCAGCCCGCUGAUCGCACUCGAGGGGUCCGACCUGGACGUCACCUACGCGCUGGGCACCAACCUCUCGUCCGACUCAACAUCCGGGUUCGCGGAAGCUCUCUCCGCCGCUCAAGACGCCGACGCAAUCAUCUUCGCCGGCGGCAUCGACAACACCAUUGAAGCCGAAGCGCAGGACCGCCAGAACAUCACCUGGCCAGGAAACCAGCUCGACCUGGUCCAGCAGCUCAGCGAGCUCGGGAAACCCCUUAUCGUCCUGCAGAUGGGCGGCGGGCAGGUUGAUUCCUCGUCGCUAAAAGAAAAUGAGAACGUCAACGCCCUCAUCUGGGGCGGAUACCCAGGCCAGUCGGGCGGGCAUGCGCUCGUUGAUAUCAUUACCGGCAAGCGCGCACCGGCCGGUCGCCUCGUGACGACACAGUAUCCAGCUGAAUACGCAGAGGUCUUCCCGGCCAUCGACAUGAACCUCCGCCCCAACGAGACAAGCGGGAACCCCGGGCAGACAUACAUGUGGUACACCGGCACCCCCGUCUACGAGUUCGGCCACGGCCUCUUCUACACAACGUUCGACGAGACGACCUCCAACACAACCGCCGGCCCCUUCAACAUCCAGUCCCUCCUCACAACGCCCCACCCCGGAACAACCUACAUCGAGCAAAAGCCGCUCCUCAACUUCACCGCGACAAUCACGAACACCGGGGAGCGGUCCUCAGAUUACACCGCGCUCGUGUACGUCAACACCACCAACGCCGGGCCAUCGCCAUACCCGAACAAGUGGGUUGUGGGCUUCGACCGGCUCGGAGGUCUGGAGCCCGGUGAUGUCCAGACUCUCAAUGUUCCCGUGACGAUUGGGAGCGUGGCGAGGACGGAUGAGCGUGGCAAUCGCGUGCUGUAUCCGGGGACGUACGAGCUGGCGUUGAAUAACGAGCGCAGUGUUGUGGUGUCUUUUGAGCUGGUGGGGGAGCAGGCGGUUGUUUUGAGUUGGCCUGGGGAUGGGACGGAGGGGUGGGUUUAUCCUGAGGAUAAAGAUGUGCAUGCGGAUGGGGGCCAGGAUGUGCUUUCCAGGUAG
Aspergillus mulundensis is the source of this 2427-nucleotide messenger RNA. It is a transcript of the gene xlnD, whose product is annotated as beta-xylosidase XylA. The coding region runs from base 1 to 2427 and encodes 808 amino acids. The transcript has a single exon. The record is from RefSeq and is a predicted model, not a curated record. Gene Ontology annotation, molecular function: alpha-L-arabinofuranosidase activity; xylan 1,4-beta-xylosidase activity. Gene Ontology annotation, cellular component: plant-type cell wall. Lineage: Eukaryota; Fungi; Ascomycota; Eurotiomycetes; Eurotiales; Aspergillaceae. Gene Ontology annotation, biological process: xylan catabolic process; arabinan catabolic process.